Molecule: messenger RNA, 4188 nt
Organism: Brienomyrus brachyistius
Lineage: Eukaryota; Metazoa; Chordata; Actinopteri; Osteoglossiformes; Mormyridae
Gene: tbc1d10c
Product: TBC1 domain family, member 10C
Exons: 10
Coding region: 280-4188 (1302 amino acids)
Source: RefSeq, a predicted model, not a curated record
UACGCAGCAUGCAUUUCUUGAAAUAAAAUUUGAGAUGAGUAUGAAUUUAUUAACAAGGAUGUUUGAAAUAUUUAAGCCACCCGACAAAUGGAAAGUAUAAUCAUAUGUGAAGCUGUGUAGAAAAACUUCAAAAAGAUUCAGUUACACACAUGCGGAAGGGCAGAAAAAUCACACACCCACUCUGUUUUCCUUUGCGAGAGCGCAUCACUCCGGCUAAUCUUCGGCAGACAAGCCAGCAUCUCACUAAAUGUACUGACACAGGAAACGGCGAGCCGAGGGAUGGAUGCCCUGGUGGCCCAGGCUGAGCUGAAUGGCGAGGACAGCUCUGGUUCCGAUGGGGCGUCAGUGUUCAGCGUUAGUAUACCACCAACAGAGACUGACCGCUUUGGGUUUCUCCUGGGAACCGAAUCCACAGUCGGGAGCGAGGGACCGGCUCCUGAGCUGGUCCGGCAGAGAGAGGCAAAGUGGCUGAACAUUAUCAUGCAGUGGGACCGCAUCCUGCUGAAAAGGACCCACAAGGUGAAAGAGCAGUGUCGAAAAGGUAUCCCAGCAUCCCUGAGGGCCCGAUGCUGGCCACUUCUCUGCCGUGCCACAGAGAGGAUGAAAGCAAAUGAAAAACUUUACAAGAAACUUGAUAAGGCACCUGCCCUGCAGAGCUGGGUGGAUGUGAUCGAGAGAGACAUCGACAGACAGUUCCCCUUCCAUGAGAUGUUUCUCUCCAGGGACGGCCACGGGCAACAAGGGCUUUUCCGGGUCCUGAAAGCAUAUACUCAGUUCAAGCCAGAAGAGGGUUACUGUCAAGGGCAAGGACCGGUAGCUGCGGUGCUUCUCAUGAACAUGCCUGCUGAGGAGGCUUUUUGGUGCCUGGUGCAAAUCAGUGAGCAGUAUCUACCAGGAUACUAUAGCCCUCUGCUGGAGGGAGUGCUCUUUGACGCAGGCAUCCUGAAUGGAGCGCUACGCAAGACAUGCCCUGCCGUUCACAAACACCUGAGGAAACACGGGGUGGAGCCACUUAUGUUCGCUACCGACUGGCUCAUGUGUCUCUACACUCGACACCUGCCCUUCAACACCCUGCUCAGGGUCUGGGACCUGUUCUUCUGCUACGGUGUGCGGGUGCUCUUCCAGGUAGCGGUGGUUUUGGUGCGUAGGACCUUGGGAAGGCAGGAGCAAAGGGAUGAAUGCGACGGGCAAAUGGAGACCCUGGAGAGACUCCGAAGUGUCAAGGACCGCAUCUCCACGGAGGAUGAUGCUUUCAUAGAGGAGGUGUGCUCAGUAGCAUUCUCAGGGAAGGACUUGGAGAGAGAGACCGAGAAGGAGAUGGAGAGGUGGAAGAAAGAGCGUCCAUCUUCGACCUUCAACCCUUGUGUUCGUUGCCAUGGAUACCGGGCGGCUUGGGUUAAAGGGAGAGAGAAGGAGGAGGAGUGUCAGAGAAAGGAGCGAGAGAUCGGGAACCUCUCCGUACCCGUGUCGCGAUCUCCCUCCUCUCUUUCACCGUCAUUUCUUCGAAAGAAGUGGAGAAGAGGCAGCAAAGCAGAGAUGAGCGAAAAGGAGGGGAACGGUGGCGGCGAGGAAAACAAGUUGAAGGAGGUUGCUGAGCUAAAGGACAAGGAAGAGAUGGAAGCCAUAAAUAACGAUGGCAACCGAAGAAAUCCUUCAGAGUACAGCAGUGAAGAUGCGACACUCAACCAAAAGGGAACAAGGCAGGAAUCCUCACAAGCCACUGCAGAUUCAUCCUGCCAGAACCUGGAACUAUGCAGUAGUGCUGCAGACCUCUCUCACUCCCAGAACACAUGCAGUCUUAGUGAAAUGCUAAGCAGUUGCGGUGGGGUGAGCACAGACUGUGCAUCUGAGGCUCAAGACAGUACGAACACAUCUGCAGCCCAGAUAGAGACCCCAGAAAACCAGACAGGGAAUAAUGCAGUCGCAAACCACAUGUCACAGCUCGUCUCCGUGCAGACAGGGUCCAUCUUCAGCGAGACGGAGAAUUCUUCAGCAGACCAGGGUGAACCACAAAAACCUCCGUGCGACAUGGUGGACGAAACUGCUGAAGCAACCAGAAAACUUUCUCAAGAAAGCUGUCAGUCAGAGCCAGAGGAGGCAAGGAAGCUCAUUUCCCCAAAUAGCUGCCCAGAGUCUGAUGCCAAAAAUGCUGGGAAAUUGAAUAACAACACUGAGGAAAAGCCAGAGGAAACAAAUGUUCAAAAUACUGAAGAACUAGAUGCGGGAGCAGAGGAAUGCAGUAAGAUGCAAGACGACCGUAGGCAAAACUUUGUAAAGGAAACAGGUACGCUGCUCGAAUAUUCAAGCGCAAACUCCCCAGAUCUAAAUGAAACCCGGCGGGAACAUGACCAGCCAGUUCAGCAUUCCCUCCAUCCUUCUGAAGAUACCAGUGGGAAUGUCACAAAGACUCCCGAGAUGACUGGCGAACCGUCAGCAGCAGAAAACACUGGGAAAGGUGACGGCUUAGACAUUCCGUCACACCGCUUCCAGAUCUCCCACGCGGUCCAGAAAUCUGAAAUCCCUAGCAUCUCUUCGGUAGAUGAGUCUGAGUUAUCAGUACAAAAGCACGCAAACGAGGAGGCGUCCUCAGAAGACUCUCCCCAAAACGAUCCAGACCAGCCAGCCUGCGAUGGAGACACAGAAAAGCAGCCUGGAACCUCUGCAAGUGAGAGUGACGAAGAGCAUUCUGAUGAUGUCACCCAGAUCGAGCCACCUUCAGCGCGAGAGAGUGACCAAAUCCCGGUAUGGAGCUCUGUGGACCCAAAUUUGCAGGAGAAUUUGCAGGGCACAGGAGAGUCUUUGGGUGAAAAUCCUGAUCAGAGUUCAGAGGUGGACACUAUUUCCUCGAAGGAUCAAGAUUUGAUAGAAGAAAGUCCCUGUUCAUCGCAGGACACCGUGUUACAAAUGUCAGGAAGUGAAAUGACAACAGCUAUUCAAGAGGAACAAAAGCCCUUAAAUUCUCAAGAUGCAGAUGCACCUCAAGUUGAAAGCAGACCUCUGGAGAGCUCAGUCAUAGCAGUACCAUCGGCGAAAGGAAGUGCAAUGGAAUACGAGCAGCAGAAUCUGUCUGCUGGUGAUAUCAGAGAGGAAGCACCUCAACAGCCGAGUCUGACGAGCUCGGGUCCAGUUCAGCAACCAUCAGGCCCACUUUGUUCAGCUGAGGACGAGGCAAGAGGAGGAUCAUUGGACACGUGUGGGACCAAGAUGGAGACACCUGGGCAUACUCCUCCUGAAUUACAGCAAAGUCACCAGAACGCAGCACUGGCAACGGAGAUGGAAAAACCGACUGAAUCACAAAAUGAUCCGGGAUGCAUUGCAGAGCAGUCAGGUGAAACUCACACAGAACAAAGUGAGCUCGAAGCAGACAUUGGCUCUAAGGACCAGUGUAAAGAGACAAUGGAAGCAGACAGAGAACAAAGGUCACAAGGUGAACCUGCUGGGGCGUCCACGGACUCCGUAAUGACAAGGGCACUUCCAGACGUCACGGCAGAGCACGGCCAGGACGAGGCCAUCAAAGUGUCGGCUACACUUGAGAACCAGGAAUCAAGUGGCACUGCGGAAUAUAAACUUCGCAAGACAUCCACCUCCAGAACCACAGCGCCCAGAAGACUGUCGGAAGACAUGUUCAAAGAGCCAGAAAGCACCAGAUACAGUGGUCCCACUACUGUUAUCUCCUCCAGCAGUUCUGCCACCAACUACAAAGGUGGUACCAGAGCUACCAUGCCUGUUCAGGGUACUGAUGAAGGCCACGACACUGACCGCCACAGCACUGAGCACAAAGACUCUUCGAAACGCUUUGGCCUCUUUCGUAGGUUUCGGGGCGACCAUGCCACGAACACUGAGGGGGGCACCAAGGGCAAGACCAAGAUGACAGUGCCCACAAUACUCAUACAGGACUUCAGCGAGCAAGUGAGCGAGCAAGAAGAAAGGCUGACUGCCAAAGAGAGGAGAAAGAGAAGGAGAGAGGAGGAGAGGAGGAAAAAAGAGGAGGAAAAGGCACGGAAGAAGAGAGAGAAGGAACUGGAGAAGGAGAAAGGAAAGGAGAGGAGGAAACCUCAGACGAGGGGGAAGAGUUUUCAGCUACACAGCAGCGGCAAGACUGAUCGUGUCGUUCCUUCCCUGGGAAACAACUCUAAUACUCUAGUUUCCAAGCGAAACUCUGCUCCAUAUUUUGAUACUUAUUUCUGA